Molecule: messenger RNA, 1413 nt
Organism: Aspergillus caelatus
Lineage: Eukaryota; Fungi; Ascomycota; Eurotiomycetes; Eurotiales; Aspergillaceae
Product: transferase family-domain-containing protein
Exons: 1
Coding region: 1-1413 (470 amino acids)
Molecular function (GO): acyltransferase activity, transferring groups other than amino-acyl groups
Source: RefSeq, a predicted model, not a curated record
AUGGCCGACCAUAUGUACGUUGAGCAGCUGACUCCACUAGACUUGGCUAUGCCGAGAACCUACAUUAGAGUUCUUUUGGUUUUUCAAACGGCGAUUUCGACGCUAGCAGUCACGCAAAGUCUCCAACACGGCCUUGACAAACUUUUGAAACAAGUGCCCUGGCUUUCGGGGCGAGUCUUUCCGAGUACUUCUAUGCAAAACAAAGCCUCUCUUGAGAUCCGAUUCAAUGCAGGCGAUACACCAACCCUGUUUGAUAAAGACUCUAUAGCGGCAACAUACACGACGUUGUCUUCUCAUGGAUUACCUAUGGAAGCCAUUCCGUCCGAAGUCUGGCCAGUACCAAGUAUGAUCGAUGAUGCUCUCUGCGCAAUGGGCGCCCCUGUUUUCGCCGCAAGCUUCUUUCGUUUUGCAGAUCAAAGUGUGGGCUUAUGUGUCUGCUUACAUCACAAUGCUGUUGAUGCCGCUGGAUUUUCGGAAGUUGUACGACUUUGGGCCCGAAACGUUACGGAAACCGAGUUUGAGUUCUCAGGUUCACCUCAAGGUCGACUUGAACGGGUUUCAACAGCCCUUUCACCUGAUCUUGGAGAGAUCUCGGCGCUUUCGUCUGAAAGUCUUUUCGCACUUCACCCAGAAUACUCCAGCGUACCACCUGCAAUGCCAACAGAAUUUGCUCCAUGCACAUCGAGGCUCUUCGCGAUUUCAAUUCACCGAAUAAAUGGCCUCAAGAAGACCCUGCGCAAGUAUAUGCCAAAUACACCAACUACAAAUGUUCUGCUGUGCGCCCUCAUCUGGACUACUAUUACCCGUGUUCGAACCAACCGCAAGCCAGCCCUUGAAAGCGAAACGAGCCGACUGGUGACAGCAGUCAAUGGUCGACAGCGCAUUAGCGAGCGGUUAUCCAUACCUGAGAAUCCGUAUUUUGGAAAUGCUGUGCUUUACUCCCUGACAAAGUGUCACGUUGGGGUUUUGACCACAUCCAAUGAGGAAGCAAUGCGCUCGCUUGCCCAGUUAUGUGAAUGCAUUUCUGAGUCGCAAUCACAAUCUACAAUCAACUCGCGUCGCAUCGCCGAGGUCUACCGCUUAGUAGAUUAUAUGGAAGAUUAUAGGUCUCUUUUCGUGGGCUGGGACCUAUUUGGAUCGCGUGAUCUCACCAUUACAAGCUGGGCUGAUCUUGACUUGUAUGGAAUGGACUUUGGGCCUAUGCUCGGGAAGCCGACGUUUGUUAGAUUGCCCUGUAUGGAAGCAGAUGGGGUGGCUAUUAUUCUACCGCGCCAGAGGGCUUUAUCUGAGGAAAUGCUCGAAAUAAUGGUCAUGCUACGCAGAGAUGAUAUGGAGUCCUUGGAAAAUGAUAGCAUGUGGCGGACUCUUGUCUCUGGGAAUAAGGUGUAUGGGGAUGAUAGUAAGGUUGCUUAA